CUAUGGUCAGUGAGGGGCAGGAAACGCCUCAGCCAGUUCUGAGCCUCGUCUCUCCCCGUACAUCACUGCUCAGCGGCGCCGCGGUUGUCAUAGAGACGGAGUGUAACCAGGAAACGGCCCAGCGCUAAUAACUAAUAACCGCCGCCGCCGGGACUGAGAGAGACACCGGUACCGGGGGACCGACUCCGCCGUUAUAUCUGCAUCAUAGCGUUAUUCCCGGUGUGCUACGCCGUGACUGGUGCCAGAGGGAGCUGACUGGACCUGGAACACUGGAAGAAAUAUGUCGAUUCCUUUUUCAAACACAAAUUAUCGCAUCCCCCAGGGUUUUGCAAAUCUCCUUGAGGGGCUGACCAGGGAAGUGCUGCGAGAGCAGCCGCAGGAUAUUCCGCUCUUUGCAGCCAAAUAUUUUGCAGGAAUCCUUAAAAAGAAAGAGGAGUCCGGCUUUGAUCCAGCAGAAUGGGGAGCCGCCCUAGAGGACAGAUACUAUAACAACCACUCCUUUCAGCACGCUGAGGACACCACAUAUACAUCACAUAUAGAGGAUGGAAGAGACGCAGGAGAAGACUUCUCAGUAUUGAACAGUGUGGCGGAUAUUCAGCAGCCACAAGAUGUCACCUCAUCUGUCCCGUUAUCUGAGGAGGAACACGAGCACGCUGAGGACACCACAUAUACAUCACAUAUAGAGGAUGGAAGAGACGCAGGAGAAGACUUCUCAGUAUUGAACAGUGUGGCGGAUAUUCAGCAGCCACAAGAUGUCACCUCAUCUGUCCCGUUAUCAGAGGAGGAACACGAGCACGCUGAGGACACCACAUAUACAUCACAUAUAGAGGAUGGAGGAGACACAGGAGAAGACUUCUCAGUGUUGAACAGUGUGGAGGAUAUUCAGCAGCCACAAGAUGUCACCUCGUCUGUCCCGUUAUCAGAGGAGGAACACGAGCACACGGAGGACAAUGCAUUUACGUCACAUAUAGAGGAUGGAAGAGACGGAGGAGAAGACGUCUCAGUAUUGAACAGUGUGGCGGAUAUUCAGCCUCCAGGAGAACUCACCUCACCUGUCCCGUUACCUGAGGAGGAACACGAGGAUGACACAAAUGAAACGCAGGUACAGGCCGCCACGGUGAUACAAGCUGCGCUGCGAGGACAUCUAGCCCGGGGAGAGGUGGAGAAACUCAGGGAGCAGUCUAGAGAAAACCAUGUGAGGAAGGAGAAAUCUUUAUUUUCCUUGUCAGAGCAAAGUGAUGAUACAGAAAAACACGGAGCAGAAGCAGAAGCUGAAGAACCUGGGGCCACAGAACCCCCAUCCGUUGGUGAGGAUCCUGACCGCAGCCUUGAGCAGGAGCCACAAACCCAUGAAGCUGACUUGGCUGUUGAACAAGAUGAAGUAUUAGGGGUCCAGGGUAAUGAGACUCUGGCUGAGCAACCUGUUACAGAGGAGACCGACGACAAGACAGCUGAACCGAGUGCUGAGAGCGCUGGCGACCAGACGGAUUCUGACCAGAGCGAAGCCUGCAGGAAGCAGCCUGAAGAAGCCCUGGACAUCGACCUUGAUGACCCGGACGCCAACGCGGCGGCUGCCAAAAUCCAGGCUGGUUUCCGUGGUCACAUGACCAGGAAGAAGAUGAAAAGUGGCGAUAAAGACCUGAAACACAAAGACGACAAAGAUGGCAGCGCGACGGGAGAGCACGAAGGAGACUAGGCCGGGUUAUAAUGAGGUAACACUACGACGACGUUACACGGGCCACAAAUGCGAUCCAUCUUUGCGGAGAGGGGACGGUUUCGCCAUCUGAGAUAUGCCCUCCUGUACGGCCCUCCUGUGGCCAGGGAACACCCGCCUGUGGUCCCCGGAAGAUUGUGUGUGUGGUUUCAUGUUCCGUGGCAUAGUUGCAUCUCCUGUGGUUGCUUUCUGUUCCUCUCCGUCUCCUGUUACAUGAGCUCUGCGCUGCGUGGCUUUGUUCCCGCUCCCCGUGCUUGCUAAUUAUCACUUCUGCUCUGUGACAGGUACUUGCUCUUUGUGUGCAUGCUCCUUCCGCAAGAAUACAACAUAUUGAUUUAUUAAUUAUUUAUAUCUCCUGUUCCCUUCAUGCUUUUCUGCAAUAAAGAAAUCAGGACGCCC
Molecule: messenger RNA, 2113 nt
Organism: Pseudophryne corroboree (corroboree frog)
Lineage: Eukaryota; Metazoa; Chordata; Amphibia; Anura; Myobatrachidae
Exons: 11
Coding region: 281-1696 (471 amino acids)
Molecular function (GO): calmodulin binding
Source: RefSeq, a predicted model, not a curated record